Ictidomys tridecemlineatus (thirteen-lined ground squirrel) is the source of this 3762-nucleotide messenger RNA. RefSeq names its product coiled-coil domain containing 38 (gene Ccdc38). Gene Ontology annotation, cellular component: centrosome. The record is from RefSeq and is a predicted model, not a curated record. NCBI's taxonomy places the organism in Eukaryota, Metazoa, Chordata, Mammalia, Rodentia, Sciuridae.
CCUUGUCCCCAACGCCUUCCUGAAGGAUAAAUUGAAGCGGUUCCUGGGUUCAGAGUCGCUGAGGUCCAGGAGACGGAAUGUCAUCACAUGUUUUGCCAACAUCACCGAAUUCUGGAGAAAAAGCAAAAGAUGAAUCAGUCAAAAAGGACAGACCAUAUAAGGUCUUUUUCAAAGAUCUCUUUCUUUUCAAAGAAAAUGAAAUGGCAGCAAAGAAAAGGGAAAAAAUUUUGAACCGUAGCAUGAAAGUCUACCAAAAGUCUACUUUUUCAUCCCGAAUGAAGAGUCGUUCACACCUGAGCCAAAUAGCUCUUCUUUCUGACAGAGGUGAUGGCUCAUUUGAAAAAUUUGGGUUAGAUCCAAUUCUUAUUCUCAGAUUAACAGAAGGUGCAGAUGCGAAAAGGACUGUUCAUGAAUUUAUUAAUGACCAGAGAGACAGGUUUCUACUUGAGUAUUCUCUGUCAGCCAAAAGAAGCACAAUUAAUAAGUUUGAAAAACACAUAGCAACGAGGGAAAGGCAACUUAGAACGGCAGAAAUAAAGCUCGAGCAUGACGCAAUGGCCUUUGAAGAGUUCCUUCGAGAAAAUGACCAGAGAUCCGUAGAUGCUCUCAAAAUUGCAGCACAAGAAACUAUAAACAAACUUCAAAUGACAGCAGAGCUAAAGAAAGCCAGCAUGGAGGUGCAGGCCGUGAAGAGUGAAAUAGCAAAAACAGAAUUCCUCCUUAGAGAGUACAUGAAAUACGGAUUCUUUCUACUGAAAUUGUCUCCAAAACAGUGGCAAAUUCAGCAAGCCCUAAAAACUUCAUCAAAAAAUAAUAUCAUCAUUCCAAAAUCAAUAAAAAAAUCCUCCAUCAGUUCCAGUAAAAGAGACAGCUUUGAUAUGGAGACGAUGACUUCAGAUGACUAUUCCAUGGGAAGAGGGAGCCUAGGAAAGCCACGCAAGAAGUCCACCCUCAACUCAGAACCUAAGAAAUCACCCUGGACAAACCGGCCUGACAGUAUCAGCUCCGAAGACAGUCUGGAGUUCUUUCUAGAUGAAGACAUUGACUUGGAUCUGGAGCCAGAGCUUUAUUUCAAGGAACCAGAAGAGUUACUUCAAGUCCUCACAGAACUGGAAGAGCAGAAUCUUACUUUGGUCCAAUAUUCCCAAGAUGUAGAUGAAAAUCUUGAAGAUGUAAAAAAAAGAGAAAAAGUCAUACAUGAUAAGGUAAAUAGCAACAUUGACUUCCUGGUGGAGCACAAGGAAAUGCUUAAGGCUAACUGUGUGAGAGAAGAGGAAAAAGCAGCAGAAUUGGAACUGAGGUCCAGGCUCUUUAGUUUUGGAGAAUUUAAUUCGGAAGCUCAGGAAAAACUGAUAGAUUCACUUAGUAAAAAAAUUAAUCAAGUAUAUAAAGUCUGCAUUGGAGAUGCUGAGGUUGGCAGCCUGAAUGCAGUUCAAAAGCUGGUCAAAGUAGAGUCUCGACUGGUGGAACUGAGCGACCUCAUCGAAUCCAUCCCCAAAGAAAGUGUGGAUGCAAUCGAGAGAAUAAAACAGAAGGAGAGGCGACAAAAGUUGCGUGAAGAGAAAAUGAGAGAAAAGCAAAAGUACCAAGAAGAAAGGCUAAAAGCUGCUCUGGAAAGAGCUGUAGCACAACCAAAGAAAAAGAUGGGAAGACGGCUUACCUUUCGUUCACAACCUCCAUCUGGUAGCAAACAUGAUCUAAUUUUCAUCAAAGAUACAAGAACAAAAUCACUGGAGGAAGAAUAUUUUUUUGGUUGAAUAGGAGCAGUAAGACAUUUUAUUAUCAGAAUGUUUUACAUAAAUUUUAUAGAUUUUGGCUUUCAUUAAUGGCAAAUCUUGUCCCACAUAAUGUCCUAAUCAAUUCAAGAAAGGUAGGGUCAUAUUCUGUAGGAUAUGGUAGUAGGAAUGAGAGUUUUUGUAGCUUUUUAUUAUUCAUAUUGUUUUAUAUAGCUAAACAUAUCUAUAUUUUGAGUUGUCUCAGUUGAGGAUACAUAUCCCAAAUUAGUUAGUUGAAUUACUUUUAAAGUAUAAUAAUGGCUCGUUUCUGACAAAGUGAGAAUUUAAAUGAUGUAUUUUCUCAACAUAUCUAUAGGGAAGCACAUAGCAUACUGUUAUUACUACAGAAUAUACAUUUAACAAUGUAAAACUAAAACAAAUGAGAAGUUUUGAGGGGUUUAAAACUUAAUCGAAAUCUACUAGAUUAUGGUCUCAGAAUAUAACCAUGAGACUGAUUUUUGUUUCAUAUGAAUUUCUGUUCAGAAAACUUUAUUCUCUUAAAUGAACAAAGCAUAUGCCUCCCACCUAAAUGUCAGAUCACGAUUUCUGUUGUGACCUAUCUCCAGUCAUUGUAAUUUUCAGAUGAUGUUUCAAGUUCAGCUGUAAUACGUGCAUUAUUUAGCUUACAUUGAUACAGAAUUAACAGUUUUAUUAAAUAAUAGUCUAUAUUAAGAAAAUGUUUAACUUUACAUGUUAAGUGGAUCAAAAACUUUGCUUUAAAAGGUCCAUUAAUAUGUAACAAGAAAAGGGCUGAAAUUCACUUUCAUAAAAAAUUCUGAAGUAUAUAAAUAAUUAUCCCUUAUAGAAAAAAAUAGUAUUGGGCUUAUAGAAGAAAACCAACUUGGAAUAUAAAGUUUGGUGGCUUUUUAAAGCAUUAGUUCUGUGAAUCAACUUUCAACUAUUUCAACAUUUGAGCUUCGCAUGUAAAUAUCUGCAUAUAAAUAGUUCACAAGUCAAGCUGAAAAACAAAAACAAGUCUUUAUUGUCUAGAAAUAUACAUAAAGAAAUCCCCAUGAAAGUUGCUAUUCUCUCAUCUCCCCAUCUUCUUCCUCUUCUUCAACACCUCUGAUAUAAAGGACAUUAUUACACCUGUAAAUAGAAACAGUUCAUUUAGUCGUUUCAACCAAAAAUUGUAUGAUCUGAAAUACUGUUGCUAGAUUUUUUCAUUAUGAAAAUACUACAUGCUAGCUAAAUUUACUUACUAUGAUUCUUGCUCUUUAAAAAAAAAAAAUUUCACUUAGAUUUGUUAAAAAGCCUGCUUAAUUAUGGUACUUACAUUUUUUUUACCAUGUGUUUGUCUUAAUGACAUUUUCAUAAAAUAAUUACUAGAAUUUGGAGGCUUGCUAAUACUAGAUAAUGAGUACACCAAAAAUCUUUUAGCAACCAGACUUAACUAAAAUUCAAAACUAAGUUCCUGCAACUAAAGUCAAUGAAAAAGAUUACAUCUAUGAGCCAGUAAAUGUAAUAUUAACACUAGAAAAAACUUAAGGAUGAAUAGCUCCGAAGUAUUUAAAUCUUACCUUUGACAAAUUUUAACAAUAUCAAAGUCUAGUUGUAGAAUAUUAUGUUAAAUUAAGUGAUUAAAACAAAGUAAUUCAAAUUGAGGUGUUAAUUCUAAUGCUCACCACUAACUCCUUACAUAUACUACUGCUGUUUAUUACCUUAUUAAAACUUCACCAAGAUGUCCAGACAAUGCUCCAUCUAUGUACUCUUCUGUAUUUGCAAGCUUUAAAUAAAAAGAAAUAUAUUAGUUUAGUUGCAUAGGAGGAAAACUGUAACACACCUAAUACUGGUGAGAGAACUUAUUAACUGAGACCUUUCUAUGCCAACAACUCAAAUUUACCUAUAAUUAAUAAUUAGAAGAUGGCCUUUUUAUCACUACUGUACUUUUUGGUUGCUCUAUAAACAGUCAAUAAAAUUAACAUUCAUGAAAGUGGAACUAAUAUGUAAUAAAGCUUGUUUCAACAGAAGUUGUUAAAACUUUCAA